Cyprinus carpio (common carp) is the source of this 6325-nucleotide messenger RNA. Its product is annotated as receptor-type tyrosine-protein phosphatase U-like. Gene Ontology annotation, cellular component: membrane. NCBI's taxonomy places the organism in Eukaryota, Metazoa, Chordata, Actinopteri, Cypriniformes, Cyprinidae. The record is from RefSeq and is a predicted model, not a curated record. Gene Ontology annotation, molecular function: protein tyrosine phosphatase activity; protein binding. Gene Ontology annotation, biological process: protein dephosphorylation.
GCCAGAAAGUGCGCUCGGAGAGAAAGAAACAUCGCUUCAAACUGUUUAUCCUGACGUCAGUUUGAACAGCUCGCACUGCCCCCGUAUCAUUUCACGCGACUCUGAACUGAGCGUCGGCUGGAUUUUGGGAAUCGAUGAACGGGAGUGGGUCCACAACUUCACAGUCCAAACUACUGGAGCCACUGAAAUGAUUUCGGCUUGUUUUCCUAACUGGACUAACAGCAUAAAAUGAAUACCUGCGCAUUUCUCUUGAUCCUGGCUGUUCAGAUUCACGCCGACAGCGUAGAGGGACCAACAGCGGGCUGCACGUUUGAUGAGGACUCCGACCCCAGUCUGUGUGAGUUCAGCCAAGGGGAGGAGGAUGACUUUGAUUGGCAGCUGUUCCGCGCUCAUGCCUCGCCACACUCCUCCUCUGAUCUCCUGCGUGGCUCCUACAUGAUGGUCAACUCCUCCCAGCAUGCAGCAGGGCAGAGGGCGCAGCUUCUGCUGCAGACACUAAGUGAAAACGACACGCACUGUGUGCAGUUCAGCUACUUCCUGUACAGCAGAGACGGCCACAGCCCAGGGGCACUGCAGGUUUAUGUGCGGGUCAAUGGUGGGCCGCUUGGCAUUCCCGUGUGGAACGUCUCUGGCUCGCGUGGACGACAGUGGCACCAGGUGGAACUGGCAGUCAGCACUUUCUGGCCAAAUGAGUACCAGAUAUUGCUAGAGGCGACUGUGGACCGCAAAGGCUACAUUGCAGUUGAUGACAUACUCCUGUUGAACUACCCCUGUUAUAAAGCCCCUCAUUUUUCCCGCCUGGGAGAUGUGGAGGUCAAUGCUGGACAAAAUGCCACUUUCCAAUGUGUGGCAGCUGGACGUCCCUCUGAAGCAGAGAAGUUUCUGUUGGAGCGGCACAAUGGUGAAGUGUCUUCAGGUGGUUCUGUCAAGCACUUAGGCCGCAACCGCUUCUCAGUGUCCUUUCAACUGGAGGGUGUCCAGAAGCCAGAGCAGGACCUCUACCGCUGCGUCACGCAGUCCUCCAGAUGCUCAGGCGUCUCCAACUUUGCUGAACUCAUCGUCAAAGUUCCCCCAUCUCCCAUUGCUCCGCCCCAGCUGUUGAGAGCGGGCUCCACAUAUUUGAUCAUUCAACUAAACACAAACUCCAUUCUGGGUGAUGGCCCCAUCAUCCGUCGGGAAAUCGAAUAUCGGGCCAGCCAGGCACCUUGGUCGGAGAUCCUUGGAGUUAACAUGGUUACCUAUAAGCUCUGGCACCUGGAUUCAGAUACAGAGUACCAUAUCAGUGUGCUGCUCACCCGGCCGGGUGAGGGUGGGACCGGGCCACCAGGACCACCCCUCAUCAGCAGAACCAAAUGUGCAGAGCCCAUGCGGGCACUGCGUGGUCUUAGAGCCUCGGAGAUCCAGUCCCGGCAGCUGACCUUGCAGUGGGAGACGCCAGCCUUCAACCUGACCCGCUGCCACACGUACUCAGUCUCCUUGUGUUACCGCUACACAACCGCAGGGGGCGGCGGUGGGCACAACACCACAGUGAGAGAAUGCCUGGCUGUGGAACACAACACUUCACGCUUCACCCUCAGAGAUCUGCCUCCCUUUCACACCAUCCAAAUACGCCUGGCACUCGCCAACACCGAGGGCAAGAAGGAAGGGAAGGAGGUCAUGUUUCAGACUGAGGAGGACAUUCCCGGAGGUAUUGCUCCUGAGUCUCUUACCUUCACGCCACUGGAGGAUAUGAUCUUCCUGAAGUGGGAGGAGCCGGUGGAACCCAACGGCCUCAUAACACAGUACGAGAUCAGCUACCAGAGCAUUGAAUCAUCAGAUCCCGGGAUCAAUGUUCCAGGUCCGAGGCGCACAGUAUCCAAACUGAGGAAUGAGACAUACCAUAUGUUCUCCAACCUGCAUCCUGGCACCACCUACCUGAUCUCUGUUCGGGCACGCACCGCCAAAGGCUUCGGCCAAACAGCUCUCACUGAGAUCACCACCAACAUCUCUGCACCUACAUUUGAAUAUGGAGACAUGCCAUCCCCUCUGAGUGAGACAGAAAGCACCAUUACAGUCCUGCUGCGUCCAGCACAAGGCCGAGGAGCCCCAGUCAGCACAUAUCAAGUGAUCGUGGAGGAGGAAGCUGGUAGGAAGGUGAAGAGAGAACUGGGUGUUCAGGACUGCUUCCCCAUUCCCACAUCUCACGGUGAGGCUCAGGCCCGUGGAGCUCCACACUACUAUACAGCCGAACUUCCCCCCAGCAGCCUGCCUGAGGCUACACCAUUUACUGUGGGGGACAACCACACCUACAACGGCUACUGGAACAGCCCUCUGGACCCCAGGAAGAACUACCUCAUCUACUUCCAGGCAAUGAGCAACUUCAGAGGUGAAACAAGGAUAAACUGCAUCCGCAUUGCCCGUAAAGCCGCCUGUAAAGACCAUCAGCGAGCUCUCGAGGUCACGCAGCGCUCAGAGGAGAUGGGGCUCAUCCUAGGAGUGUGUGCUGGUGGGCUGGUGGUCCUGAUAUUGCUACUGGGGGCCAUUAUCAUAAUCAUUAAAAAAGGAAGGGAUUACUACUCAUACUCUUAUUAUCCUAGGAAGCCGGUGAACAUGAAUAAGACCCCCAUUACGUACAGGCAGGAGAAGAGUAAUAUGAUGGGCUCCAUGGAGCGCAGUUUCACUGAUCAGAGCACUCUGCAGGAGGACGAGAGGAUGGCCUUGUCAUUUAUGGACACCCAUACGUGCAGCACUCGCAGUGAUCCACGGAGCUCUAUGAAUGAGUCCAGCAGUCUGCUGGGCGGAUCGCCUAGACGUCAGUGUGGCCGUAAAGGAUCACCCUAUCACACGGGUCAGCUUCACCCAGCAGUGCGUGUGGCUGACCUCCUACAACACAUCAACCAGAUGAAAACUGCAGAAGGUUACGGCUUUAAACAGGAGUACGAGAGCUUCUUUGAUGGCUGGGAUAUCAAUAAGAAGAAGGAUAAAACUAAGGGAAGGCACGACACCCUGAUGGGUUAUGACCGUCACAGGGUGAAAUUGCACCCGCUGCUCGGUGAUCCCAACUCCGACUAUAUCAACGCCAAUUACAUCGAUAUUCGGAUAAACAGGGAAGGUUACCAUCGAUCCAACCACUUCAUCGCCACUCAGGGGCCCAAGCAGGAAACAGUGUAUGAUUUUUGGAGGAUGGUUUGGCAAGAGAACUGCUUUAGUAUCGUCAUGAUCACCAAGCUAGUGGAGGUGGGCAGGGUGAAAUGCUGUAAGUAUUGGCCAGAUGAGUCAGAGAUGUACGGAGACAUUAAGAUCACGCUGCUGAAGACCGAAACUCUGGCGGAGUACACAGUGCGAACUUUUGCCCUGGAGCGGAGGGGAUACUCUGCUAAACACGAAGUGUGUCAGUUUCACUUUACAUCGUGGCCUGAACAUGGAGUCCCAUACCAUGCCACGGGUCUGUUAGCCUUCAUUCGGCGGGUCAAAACCUCCACGCCACUCGACGCAGGGCCUGUGGUGGUCCACUGCAGUGUGGGAGCAGGCAGGACAGGAUGCUAUAUAGUGCUGGAUGUAAUGCUGGACAUGGCGGAGUGUGAAGGAGUGGUGGACAUCUACAACUGUGUGAAGACCCUCUGCUCUCGCCGUAUCAACAUGAUCCAGACAGAGGAGCAGUACAUAUUCAUUCACGAUGCCAUCCUGGAGGCGUGUCUGUGUGGGGAGACGGCCAUCCCAGUAAACGAGUUCACCUUGGCUUACAAAGAGAUGCUGAGGGUGGAUUCUCAGAGCAACUCUUCACAGCUACGAGAGGAGUUCCAGACGCUAAACUCUGUGACUCCUCAUCUGGACGUCGAGGAGUGCAGCAUCGCCUUGUUACCCCGAAACCGUGAGAAGAAUCGCAGCAUGGACGUUCUCCCACCUGACAGGGCCCUCGCCUUCCUGGUCACCACUGAGGGAGAGAGUAACAACUACAUUAACGCGGCACUGAUGGAUAGUUUCCACCGGCCUGCUGCCUUCAUUGUAACCCCACACCCACUGCCCGGCACAACCUCUGACUUCUGGAGGCUAGUGUUUGACUACGGCUGCACCUCUGUGGUCAUGCUGAAUCAGCUGAACCAAUCAAACUCUGCUUGGCCUUGUGUGCAGUACUGGCCUGAACCAGGUCUUCAGCAGUAUGGUCCUAUGCAAGUGGAGUUUCUGUCCAUGUCUGCAGAUGAGGACAUCAUCACCCGGCUUUUCCGGGUCAAAAAUGUGACAAGACUGCAGGAGGGUCAGCUGGUCGUGUGCCAGUUCCAGUUCCUGCGCUGGUCUGCGUACCGUGACGUGCCUGACUCCAAAAAGGCCUUCCUCAACCUGCUGGCCAGCGUGCAGAAGUGGCAGAGGGAGUGUGGGGAAGGUCGUACCGUCGUCCACUGCCUGAACGGCGGUGGCCGCAGCGGAAUGUACUGUGCCAGCAACAUCCUGAUGGAGAUGAUCCAGUACCAGAACAUGGUGGACGUCUUCUAUUCUGUCAAAACUCUUCGUAAUGCUAAGCCCAACAUGGUGGAGACACUGGAGCAGUAUCGUUUCUGUUAUGAGCUGGUUCUGGAGUAUUUGGACUGCUUGGAGGUCAGAUAGCGGAAAAGCCCCCCUCUCCCCCCCAAUCCCAUCAUGCUGAGCUCACUGCAUGGAGCUGGACCACCGGCAGGCUCCCUUAUCACCACUGCUUCCCUUCUUUCUGUCGUCUUACCCAGAUCAUAAAGCCGAAGGAAGAAGCGGAGUAGAGUUUUCUGCCUUUUUGCCCCAAACACCUAAAUAUGUUACACCCUUCUGUGUCAUGGCUGUUUUUUCGGUUUAGGAUAUUUUCAGCAUAUUUUCCUCAGAACUGUGAGCAAUUCCAGAGCCUGGCUUGGUGCGGUGUGGUUGGUUUAUCUCUGCUUGCAGAGAUAGUGGGCCGCUUCUAAAAAUGGCAGUUUUAUUUUACACCUGCCUGUUUCUCUCUGGCUGGCUGGACUGAAGAGCAAAGAUAAACAUCACUUGGAGAAGGUCUCUUCACGUGCAGCACAGUGGAGUUGAGAGCUGGGUGUCUUUACCAUGGCUCUUAAAAAGGAGUUGGGCAUCUGCCAUGCCACUUAAAAAGCACCAAAAGGACAAACACACAAAUGCAUGCACAAACGUUGACAUCCACACACACACAGAUUCAACCAGCAGACAGCUUUCCAUCAACUGUCUAUCAAGAAGCCAAUGCCUCUUCAUCGCAAAGGAAAUGCUGUUUCACCAACAUUUAGCGAUACAUGUCUUUUCUCUGAGGAUUGGUUCUUGUAUCAUCGAAGGCAGAGUUUAUUUCUAUAUAUGGUGCCAUAUGUCUCAAGAGGAGAUUGACAGGAGAGUUGGGAGGCCAGGUUGCCCCACUGUGGCUUUCCUAUCUUGUUGUAACUGUUGUCUUUUUCCUCUUACUUGUAUAUAUAUAUACUUAACGUCUGCUGGAAAUCUCUUGUCUUAAGGUGCAAGUCUCAAGUGCUAACAGUGGCCUGUGUGCUUAAAGCAAAGGAAGUACAUUAGGGGCAGACAUGAUGGCAUUCUAAAGCUUGUGGUGGAUUACACCCUGACCUUUAUCCUCUCACUCAGUGGUUUUGAGAGAGCACAGUUAAUAGUCCUUUUACAACGGAGCUGCAAAACGGGAACGGAGGCCAAACUGUGUCAGAAGUGAGGAGAAAGGGAGCAGAAGGAACACCGCCAAUCUUCUUCUUUUCACUUGUAACUAUUUAUCGGACUGACUCGUGUUCUUUCAGUGGAUUUGUUUAAUAAUUGUGCAGCUUUGAGUGUACAGCUGAAUCCUGGGCUCAAGAUUUUUCAAAGCAUUCGUUUAAGUUUACAUAUUCACAGCAUUGCAGUAUGUGAUGGGUUUUAUUUGCCAUUUUAAGAGCCUGGAUACACAAUGCUUAAUCAUCUUAUUGUCAAGUGUGCAAUUCAUGAAUACAUUACUGUGGUGUCUGAUGAGGUUUUUUUUUUUUUUUUUCAAGCAUCAGAGGUACAAAUCCCAUGUUAGCUAGUCGAAUUUCUGUUUUAAGAUGGUAAUUUUGACCUUUCAUACCUCAGAAGUCCAUUAUUAAAUCUAUAUAUUUAUAGUUAUACAGUUGCAAUUUUUUGUUUUGUUUUUGUUGCCACACUGUAAAAUCAAAUCAUCAAAAUAUCUUGCUUUUAAUUAAGAUUCUUAGAGAUUGGUAACGGAGUUACCAAAGAUUGUUCCAUAGAAAAUGAAUUGAAAAUAUACUUAUAUACUGUACUGUAAAAUUUAAUGUGACUUUCUGAGGUUAAAAUCAAAAUUUUCUUGAGUCAAAUAACCUUCUUACAUUUACGCAUUUAGCAGACGCUUUUAUCC